ACGGACCUCGAAGGACCAGAUUCGCCAUUCUUUUUUUCUUGUACUUUUUUGUACUUCACUUUCAUUCCAAACAUUCACUUUCGUUCAGAGCCUUGACGGCCGUUCAAUUCAAACAACCCACUCUUUAACAAUUACAUCUGGUCCUAGAGACUCUCACGAAGCCAAUUUCUACCCAAACUUUCAAGACAUUUAUAUCUACCGCCAAACAAAAUGAAGAACGCCGCCGCCCUUCUUACUCUUCUUCCCCUCGUCGCCGCCCACGGCUUCGUCAAGUCCCCCCCUCCCCGCAAGCCCGGCAACGCCUUCAAGGCUGCCUGCGGCGACCAGCCCUUCUACCAGCAGUCCGCCGACAUCAACGGCAACGUCCAGGGCAUCAAGCAGGUCGUCGGCUCCAACUUCGACGCCAAGGAGUGCAACCUCUGGCUGUGCAAGGGCUUCCAGUUCGACGACAACAAGGACAAUGUCCAGAGCUACAAGCUCGGCGAGAAGAUUGACUUUGACGUCAACAUCGCUGCUCCCCACACCGGCUACGCCAACGUCUCCGUUGUCAAGACCUCCACUGACAAGAUGAUCGGAGAGCCUCUUAUCGAGUUUGAGAACUAUGCUGCCAACGCUGGUCUCAACCCCAACAACACUGCCUUCAGCGUCACUCUUCCUGAGAGCUUGGGUGGUGAGUGCACCAAGGCUGGUGACUGUGUUCUCCAGUGGUUCUGGGAUGCCCCUGAUAUCAACCAGACCUACGAGUCUUGCGUUGACUUUGUCGUCGGCGCUGGAUCUGGUUCCGGCUCCGGUUCCACCAAGCCUUCUUCCGCUGCCUCUGCUGCCCCCGUCGCUACCUCCGCCCCUGCCGCUGAGAAGCCUACCGCUACCACCCUCCAGGCCGUCGCUGUUACUUCCUCCGCCCUUGGCCCCAUCUUCGAGAGCGUGACCACCGCCGUUCCCGAGCCCACUGCCACUACCCCCGAUGCCGGCGACGAUGAGGACUGCGAUGACGAGGAGCCCGUUGACGAGGGUGACGAUGAGGACUGUGAUGAUGAGGAGGAGCCCACCCCCACUGCUGCAGCUGAGACUGGUGAUGACGAGGACUGCGACGAGGACGAGGAGCCCGAGACCGGUGAUGAUGAUGAGGAGUGCCCUGCCGACGAUGGUGAUGAGUACGACACCCAACCCGCGACACCCAGCAACACGGCCCAAGGAAUCUCCGCAGCCGCUAACACCGCCGCAGUUACUAAGACUCGUCACAACGCUUACCCCGUGCCCAAGCCCACUGGACAGAGCUCAUCUGACAAGACUGGUUCCGGAUCCAAGGGCUCCAACAACAACAACAACGCUGGCAGCAACAACAACGCUGGUAGCAACACUAUCGUGACUUCAUAUGUUACUGUUUCUGCUGCUGAGACCCACUACGUCACCGUCACUGCUGACGCUCCUGCUUGCACUGCUUGAGUGUAAGUGGUGAUGCGAGUGUGUAUAAGCUUCUUGGGGAUGUUGUUUGUGUUUCUUGGAGGGGGUAUAUAUUAUUCAUUUGAUGUAGAUAUUUACUUAUGGGUAGCCUCCUGUGGGGGUAUUCAAUGUGAGAUGUUUGAGGA
Molecule: messenger RNA, 1589 nt
Organism: Fusarium verticillioides 7600
Lineage: Eukaryota; Fungi; Ascomycota; Sordariomycetes; Hypocreales; Nectriaceae
Exons: 1
Coding region: 211-1446 (411 amino acids)
Source: RefSeq, a predicted model, not a curated record